AUGAGCCCCAUAGACGACAUGUACGAGAUCGCCUAUUAUAAGACGGGGUUAUCGUCCCACGUUCGUAGCAACCCGCAUCAGAGCCUCAUGCAAAGCAUCCAGAACGACCAAAUACUCGAAUACCCUGAAAAAAUGUGCAUCGGCAAUAGGGAGGCAUUUCAAAUGAAGGAUAGGCUUGAUCAGGCGCUCGGGAGGCUUGACGAAUUCGACGAGGAGUUUCGAACGACCAAGGCCAGGUUUGAAGCUAACGAUGAGGAGCUUCGAACGACCAAGGCCAGGCUUGAAGCUAACGAUGAGGAGCUUCGAACGACCACGGCCAGGCUUGAGGAGCUUGAAAAAAGGGAUCGGGAACAAGAGGAUGCACUCAUUCUACUCCGCAUGAGAGCAUGCGAGGAUAGGUAUGCCGUCCAACGCAAUCAUCAAGCGGAUCGAUCGGUUAAACAAGGCGGGAAUCGAGUCGCACACGGGGGAAAUAUUGUUUUCGACUUGAAAGCAAUCGAGUACGCUUGUAGAACUGGGGCAAACCACUGCCAGGACUACAAGACUGAUUUUGGCGCGGUUUAUUGGAUACCGUUUGAUCGAGCAGUGACCUCGAUUAAAACCUUUCCAAGGGAACUGAUCAGAAUCUGCAAUACUGUGGCUUCAGUUGAAGAGUUGUAUCAAUAUCGAAACAGCAAAUAUCAGACCGAUCGCAACGCAGCAAUCAAUUUCGGAGCCGGUAUUAUUCAAGAUGCACUGCAAGCCAUUGACAGCGGCGAUCUAUCACCUUUUCGAGACGGUGCUGGGCUGGCUGCCAAAGUCCAGCAAUUCGAUGUGAUGGUGAAUAAUCUUUGA
Uncinocarpus reesii 1704 is the source of this 834-nucleotide messenger RNA. RefSeq lists its product as uncharacterized. NCBI's taxonomy places the organism in Eukaryota, Fungi, Ascomycota, Eurotiomycetes, Onygenales, Onygenaceae. The coding region runs from base 1 to 834 and encodes 277 amino acids. The record is from RefSeq and is a predicted model, not a curated record. The transcript is spliced from 2 exons.